This is a messenger RNA of Chelmon rostratus (copperband butterflyfish), 3635 nucleotides long. Its product is annotated as homer protein homolog 1-like. Gene Ontology annotation, cellular component: cytoplasm; dendrite; plasma membrane. Bases 1023 to 2093 code for a protein of 356 amino acids. The transcript is spliced from 9 exons. The record is from RefSeq and is a predicted model, not a curated record. Gene Ontology annotation, molecular function: G protein-coupled glutamate receptor binding. Gene Ontology annotation, biological process: regulation of store-operated calcium entry; G protein-coupled glutamate receptor signaling pathway. NCBI's taxonomy places the organism in Eukaryota, Metazoa, Chordata, Actinopteri, Chaetodontiformes, Chaetodontidae.
ACCGGCGGCCGAUGGAGCAGCAGCAUCGCGCUUUAGCACCACCCGAAUCCCGGUUUAACUCUUAAAUUAAAAGUGGAGGAUAUAACAGGAAGUUAAGCUUGUUCAGCACUAACUCCACAUACGUUAUUAGCCUAAACAUUUUUGGUUCACAUCGACGUCUGUGAGGCUGUUGUAGUCUCGGAGGAGGAGGAUGAUAAAACCUGGAGGAUGCACCGAGUGUUUUCCGUCUUUUCUCCAAAAGCGGAGAUGAAGCUCCCUCUUGAAGGAAGAUGUCUACCAUCACCCAGCGGCGGCAAACGUCUCACUUGUGGCAGUAAAACACUCGGUUGAAGGAAUUUAAUGGCACAGCGGACGGCGAGAAAGAGCCAGCGACUGAAACUGGGAUUUAUAAACAGUCGGCUUACUGAGUGAGGGGUGAGAUUGAAGGCUUUUUUCGGCUGAGGAUAACUAUCUGUCGGUCAUAUUUUAGUAGUGUCCUCUGUGGAGAUCACACACCAGCAGCAAGCUAGCUUAUUUAGACACCGUUCGCUAUUUUACCGGUUAGACAACAUUUUUGUUUGUCUCUUUCGACAUUUUCUCGUUCUGUAAAAAAAGGAAACUUUACGAGCUUAAUUUGGUUAUUAAUCACGCUGCCUUUCCUGUCAGUCUCCCCCGAGUUUAGCUCGAUAAUCCUCGUUUGUGCUGAAUUGAGGAGUUUUAUUUAAGCUAGCUAACGGUCGCUAACUACUGGCGCCAGCGCUGCUACUCGUUCAUCAUGCAUGCGCCGACACGUUUGUUUGGCUGAAACCGACACCCAACCAAAAUGAGCCCGAGGGCAUAACAGCAACACCGAGCCAUGUCGGACUGAGAGCAGCACCGUGGCUCCGCCGGCCGUGAAGUUACCACAACCAGAGCGGCUUUAGCUGGACAGAGAGAGAGAGUGAGGGGAUCAAAAGCUGAAGCUAGCCUCCAGCCUGUUCACACCGCCCUCAAGAGACCACAGAGAGGAUCAUUUUCGACUCAAGCCACCAAAUCCAGCAAAAAUGGGAGAGCAGCCCAUCUUCAGCACACGGGCCCACGUCUUCCAGAUCGACCCAAACACCAAGAAGAAUUGGGUUCCCACCAGCAAACAUGCUGUCACGGUCUCCUACUUCUUCGACAGUACCAGGAAUGUAUAUCGAAUCAUCAGUCUGGAUGGAUCGAAGGCCAUUAUCAACAGCACCAUCACCCCCAACAUGACGUUCACCAAGACAUCGCAGAAGUUUGGCCAGUGGGCCGACAGCCGGGCGAACACUGUCUACGGCCUCGGCUUCUCGUCUGAGAGCAACCUGUCCAAGUUUGCAGAGAAGUUUGCUGAAUUCAAAGAGGCAGCGCGGUUAGCCAAGGAGAAGUCUCAGGAGAAGAUGGAGCUCACCAGCACUCCCUCUCAGGAGUCCGCACCGGGCGAUCUGCAGUCACCUUUGACCUCAGAGAGCAUCAAUGGUACAGACGAUGAGAGAGUCACACCGGACACACCUCAGCACACCGAAGCCAGAGCAGAGCCUUCCCAGAAUGCACUGCCCUUCUCACACAGUUCAUCCAGCAUCAAUAAGCACUGGGAGGCGGAGCUGGCGGCUCUUAAGGGGAACAACGCCAAGCUGACGGCGGCUCUGCUCGAGUCCACGGCCAACGUCAAACAGUGGAAGCAACAGCUGGCGGCCUACCAGGAAGAAGCUGAGAGGCUGCACAAACGGGUGACGGAGCUGGAGUGUGUGAGCGGCCAAACAACAGUCAUCAAAUCCCAAAAGACAGAACUCAACCAAACGAUAGAAGAGCUGGAGUCGGCUUUGAAGGCCAAGGAGGAGGAGUUGGAGAGACUUAAAGCAGAGGUGGAGAGUGCCAAUGAGUUCCAGUCUCAAAAAGAGUCACUUGCACUGAAGCUACAGGACACGGAGUCGAGGAACCAGACGCUGGAGGCUCAGCUCAGCGAUCUGGAGCAGCGUCUGGAGAGCAGCCAGCAGGAGAGGGAAGCCUUUCGCAAGAGCCUGCGCUCGCUGCUGGAGCUGCUGGACAGCAAGAUCUUCGAGCUGACGGAGCUGCGAGACACGCUGGCCAAGCUCCUCGAGGGCAGCUAGAGAGACCGCCACCCAGACCACCACCACCCCCACCACCACAGCCAGCACUCAGAGAGGAAAUCACCUGCAUGUCUGCACUCGCAUCGCCACAGACACGUGAAACGACUUGAAUUCUCUCUUCUUCUUCUUUUUCUUUUCCACAUGUAUAAGAUACGUGUAAAAGAGUAUGUUUACACACAACUUUAUGCAUUAACGGUACACACACGUUACUACGGUACACGUUUACAAACACGCCAAGUGACGAGGCUUUGCUUGGACCAUGCCUUCCCUCCGCUCCGCUCUGGAACAUUGACUCUGACAACACGUUAAAACUCUUUUUUUCUCUCUCUCUCUUUGAAUGUCAUUCCGUUUGACGGGACAUUGAAUUUUGGGUUUUUUGCUCCUUCAAUCAUGAAGACUUUGCUAAUUCAAGACGACCUGCGCUUUUUUUUUUUCUUUUGUUCUUUUGAGCUUUGCUUUGGUGCAUCCUUCGAUCGCCCGGUGUCGGCGAUUUUUCUCUUCCUCGCGUCAUCAUCAGCCAAAUGAAAAGUCACACGAGAAGGACUCAGUUCGACUUUUCCUUCGCUCUGAGGUCAGUUUCUUUUAAGUUAUUUGAACUCUGGAGGGGUCGAAUGUCGUGAGGGAAAAACUACAAACCUCCUGUGACUUUAAUCAACAGAGGGACUGCCAAAAAAAAAAAAACCCCAGAGAACGGCCGGUGAGGACAAUGACUUAUAUUCUUCUACAAUAUGAGCAAUACAAAAAGGGAGCAUCAGAGGGUAAACAACACUUUCCACUCUCACUUUCAGGUAAUUUUACUCUCACAAGCGAGGCGGAUUUUAUUCAGCAGUCUUUCUUUCUAUACACUUUUUUUAAAGAAUACUACUCCAACAACUUCAUAGUGCACUUGUAAAGAUGGAGUUUGUGUGUGUGAGUGAAUCAGUUUUCUCUCCCCUCUCGUUUCUGUUGCGACUUGAAGUGCAAUGAUUGAAUCCUUUUUUUUUUGUUAAUUUAUUACUGAAGUAGCUGUUAGUGAAGAUGACGAUGACAGUUGUACAAAAGCAAAGAUCUUACUCCUUGUUUUCACUUAUCUUUUUUUUAUUGUCUGGUACGUGAGUGUCGAGGUGGUUUUGCUUUUGGAAAAACUGGCAAUAUUUUUGAACUAUUUAUCAGAGGAGGAGGAAACAGCAGCGAUCGCAGGUUGGAUUUGCAGAGAAUCUUUUUUUCUUUUGCCAAAUAAUGUUCUCUUGUACAGAUUAGAAUUUUUGCUGAUGUUGCCUUUGGUACAGAGAUGCAUCAAUGGUAGCUGACAAGCGGUACUUUAUUUUGUGGGGUUUACUAUUGCCAAAAAUUCAGCAGCGUUUAGAGGAAUACAGCAUACACACCUGAGGAACACUAUUAAAGGGCUUGUUGUUUGGUUCGGGUACGUUUGGGAGACUUUAUCACGUUGAAAACGAUGGAUAUUGCAGCUUGAAAGGGAAAAAGACAUUUGAAUAAGACUUUUAAAUGUUGAUUAUACCACAUGCUUAAAAACACAAAUUGUAAUUUUGAGUUUAUAGUAAA